AUGUUGGACCCAGAUAUUUCAAAUGCUUUAGCUGCCAAAUAUAUUGCAGUUCCACUUAUGUUCCCUAUACACCAAAUAUCUGUCAAAGACUUUGCAGGUGAAGUUGGAAACCAAAGUGCUGACCCAGGUGCAAGAACAGAUAUUGCUUUAACAACUGCAAUGAAACAUGCAGAUACUAUGUUUGUACUGUUCAGACGAACUAUAAAUGACUAUUCUUGUUUCUACAACCCUGGUAUUAAAUAUCAUAUAAACAUAGAUGGCAAAUAUUAUCCAAGAGAAGAAUAUUCUACAGUUGAGGAUAUGAGGUCAUACAACUUGACAUUAGAUGCUAUGAACUUUAACAACAACUUCACAACAACUAUUAACCCUGAAAUGCAAAGUUCUAUUAUGCCAUAUGUGAAAGUAUGGACUCAUACAGGAAGUCAAAAAACUCAAUAUACAAAUGGAGACCGUUCAAACUUUUGGCUUGGCAUUCCAUUUGCUGACUCAGAAGACUUUAUGG
Trichomonas vaginalis G3 is the source of this 502-nucleotide messenger RNA. Its product is annotated as protein of unknown function, DUF4106 family. The transcript has a single exon. Lineage: Eukaryota; Parabasalia; Trichomonadida; Trichomonadidae. The annotation marks the transcript as partial. The record is from RefSeq and is a predicted model, not a curated record.